Messenger RNA from Hyla sarda, 7116 nucleotides. RefSeq names its product protogenin (gene PRTG). Gene Ontology annotation, cellular component: plasma membrane; axon. Gene Ontology annotation, molecular function: protein binding. Lineage: Eukaryota; Metazoa; Chordata; Amphibia; Anura; Hylidae. Bases 130 to 3624 code for a protein of 1164 amino acids. Gene Ontology annotation, biological process: cell-cell adhesion; axon guidance. The record is from RefSeq and is a predicted model, not a curated record. The transcript has 20 exons.
UCGUGUGCCUGCGCAGGAGCUCUACGAAAAAAAAAAAGUCCCGGAGGGCUCUGAGGAGCGCCUAGUGCGUGCUACAGACACCAAGAGCAGCCGGUGAGAGGAGCCAGGCAUGUGUGCCCGUCCCCGGUGAUGGCAUCGAAUUGUGGGAGGAUGGCCCGGAGGGUUCUGCUGCUCUGGGCAGCGCUCGUCAGCUUUCCAGGAUCCUGGUGUUUCAGUGACCUGUUGUUUGUGAAAGAACCCGAGGAUGUAAUUGUUUGUCGGAAAGAUUCGGCUAUGUUAGAUUGCUUGGCUCAAGGGGAACCUCCAGUCACAAUCACAUGGCUGAAAAAUGGAGCAAAGAUUUCUGAGAAUGAUCGGAUCUCAACUCUACACAAUGGCUCCUUGUACAUCCAGGAGGUGGAGGGCAGGAAAGGAGAGCAGUCUGAUGAAGGAUUUUACCAAUGCUUGGCCCUGAACAAAUAUGGUGCCAUUUUAAGUCAAAAGGCUCAUCUUUCAUUAGCAACUAUGUCUGCCUUUGAAGAACAACCAGUUUCAAUAAAGGUCCAAGAAGGGGGACUAGCACGUUUCUCUUGUAAGAUAACCGCAAACCCUCCAGCUAUGAUUACUUGGGAAGUCAAUCGCACAGCUCUACCUCUUGCCAUGGACAGGAUUACUGUACUAUCUAAAGGCAUUCUUCAGAUCCAUGGCAUCACUAAGAAAGAUGCUGGAAAUUACAGAUGUAUAGCAACCACCCUAUUAAACAAACGGAAGAGCACCGAAGCCACAUUGACUGUUUUAUCAGCUUUACCGGAGGAAUCUUUCCAGAAGCCAGUCAUCAUAGCACCCCCUCAAAAUACAACUACCUCUGUGCAUAAAACUGUUACAAUGGAGUGUAUGGCUAAGGGAAGCCCUAAGCCAAUAGUAUCUUGGAGCAGGCUUGACCAAAAACCCAUUGAUGUCUUCAACACCCGAGUUGUGGGAAAUGGAAAUCUUGUGAUAUCAGAUGUGAAGCUGCAACAUGCAGGGGUCUAUAUUUGCAGAGCAACUACACCAGGAACUCGUAAUUUCACUGUAGCAAUGGCUAAUGUUUUAGUGUUGGCGUCACCAUCAUUUAUUGAACGACCAGAAAGUUUGACAAGGCCGCGUGCAGGAACUGCUCGUUUUGUAUGUCAGUCAGAAGGAAUCCCAACCCCCAAAAUCACCUGGCUGAAGAAUGGCAGAAAGAUUCAUUCUAAUGGGAGAAUAAAAACGUACAGCAGUAAACUUGUGAUCAAUCAGAUCAUUCCCGAGGAUGAUGCAGUGUAUCAAUGCAUGGCUGAAAAUAGCCAGGGUUCUGCCAUGUCCCGGGCAAGGCUGACUGUUGUGAUGUCUGAAGACAGGCCUAGUGCUCCACGUAACCUCCGAGCAGAGACAAUGUCCAGUUCAGCCAUUAUACUAUCGUGGGAAAGGCCUCUGUAUAACUCUGAAAAAGUCAUUGCUUAUUCUGUGCAUUACAUGAAGGCGGAAGGAUUAAAUAAUGAGGAAUAUCAGGUGGUUAUUGGAAAUGACACAAAUCAUUACAUUAUUGAUGAUUUGGAACCAGCCAGCAACUACACAUUUUACAUUGUUGCCUACAUGCCAAUGGGUGCCAGCCAGAUGUCAGACCAUGUGAUACAGAAUACACUGGAAGAUGUUCCACUCCGUGCUCCAGAAAUCAGUUUAACAAGUCGCAGUCCGACAGAUGUUCUGAUCUCUUGGCUUCCCAUUCCACUUAAAUUCCGGCGAGGAAAAAUCAUCCUGUACCGUUUAUCUUUUCGGAUGAACACUGAAAGCUCUGUCCAAAUUCUAGAACUUCCAGGGACAACGCAUGAGUAUUUCUUGGAAGGCCUGAAACCUGAUAGUGUUUACUUGGUUCGCAUAGCAGCAGCAACAAAAGUGGGCUGGGGAGAAUCCUCCGUUUGGACCUCACACAGGACACCCAAAGCAAGCAGCAUUAGAGCACCAAGAUCCCCAGAAUUACGCCUGGAUCCAUUGAACUGCACAACUAUAGCUGUGAGAUGGCAACAGGAUCCUGAGGACACAGCAACAAUCCAAGGUUACAAACUAUACUACAAGGAAGAAGGGCAACAGGAGAGUGGACCUAUCCUACUGGAUGUCAAAGAUUUUGAUUACAACAUUGGUGGAUUAGAUCCCAGAAGAAAGUACCAUGUCAGGUUACUUGCCUAUAACAAUAUGGAUGAAGGGUAUCAAGCGGACCAAACAGUCAGCACACCGAUUUGUGUUUCGGUCCCUGAUCACAUGAUUCCCCCUCCUCCUCCCCCUCAUCAUCUUUAUGCCAAAGCAAACAGUUCCUCUUCCAUCUACCUUUACUGGGGACGACCUGCAUUCUCCUCUGGACAAGCUAUUAACUAUACUGUUCGCUGCAAUCCUGUGGGCCUUCAGAAUGCUUCUUUAGUGCUUUACCUCCAAACGUCUGAGCCUCAUAUUUUAGUUCAAGAUCUUGAAGCAAAUACUAAGUAUGAGUUUGCUGUGAGGCUGCAUGUAGACCAAUUGUCAAGUCCCUGGAGCCCUGUGGUUUACUAUUCCACACUUCCAGAAGCUCCAUCCAGUCCACCUGUGGGUGUCAAGGUGACACUGAUAGAAGAAAACACCGCUUUGGUCUCCUGGAAACCCCCUGAGGAUUUGGAGUCAGCUGUCACCCGUUAUACAAUAUUAUAUGCAUCUAGAAAAGACUGGGCUGCCGGCCAAUGGCAAAUUAUGCACCGAGAUGGAGCAAUAACCAUGGCUCUACUGGAAAAUCUUAUGCCUGGAAAUAUUUACCUGGUGAAGAUCUCUGCCUCCAAUGAUGUAGGAGAGGGCCCAUUCUCAAAUGUAGUGGAGCUAGCUGUUCAACCCAAGGAGACGGUGCGCAGCAGAAUGAAGUCAAAGCAGUUAGAUUCCGCCAGCGGUCAAGAUUACUUUUAUCACCUAGACCAGAAAUCAAUGACUGGGAUUGUUGUGGGCGUGUGUAUUGCAUUGACUUGCAUCCUCAUUUGUGUGCUUAUAUUGAUAUACCAUGCCAAAGCCAGGAAAGCAUCACUUGCAAAGAUUGCUCAGCAAAGAGCUAACGAAAUACCUCAUGCGGCUACUUUAAUUUCUCAUGAGACUCAAGAGAGGAAAGCCAUGCAUCAAAUGGAAGAAAAUGCAGACCCAUUAAUCCCCACUGUUCAAGUAAAUCACUACCUAGAUACAAAGGGUGGUUCAGAUGUCAUCAUUGAUGGAUAUGGACCGAGUAUAAAGAAAAACACAAGGAAAUGGUUGUUUUUCAAGGACAAUGGUAAAGACUGUACAGGACAGUCCAAAAGAAGAAUUGUGAAGACUUCUUGUUUAUAUCGUCCUGGCACAACUGUGCUGAGGGGAGAGGAUGGGUCUCCAACGUCACCGGGUCAUCCUGGCACGUUCCAGAUGCGACAUAGCAUAGCAGCAGACACGGAACAUUCUGGGAACAGUGAGGAAAGCCAUGAAACCAAUGAUUCUGGGCGUUAUUCUCACGAGUCGACUGAAGAAAUUCACCUCUGCUCUGUUAUCAGUACCUCACCGCCCUCAUCAGACACAUUCAGUGUUCAAGAAUGUGGAAAGGACCCUGCCUUAAGCAAACAUGGAAAGCCUCCAAGUGUCUGUUCCUGAGGAGCUUAUAUCUGCUAUACCUCAGAUAAUCCACAUUCCCUAAACAUUUCAAGAAAAAUUCCCCAAGCCAGAUAUUCCAGCAAUUGGUGUCUGUUCAAAGGACAAUGACAGAGCAACAAAAAGAAAGGAUUGUGAAAUCUGGUUUUCCCAUCAAAUAUUCCACUAUUCUGCAGAAUGUCCCGCUGAGUAAAUCUUCUGACAUUGAAGGUUGGUUGGUUGGCUGGAUGGUAAAUGGCUUUGAAACUCUCCUGGUUUAUGCCAUUUAUCUUUGUUGUAAAGGGACGUCAAGAAGUCUCUUUGAUUUAUGUCUACCUCAGCUGGUCACAUUAUGAACUCUAUUUCGCUGCUUUACCUACAUUUGUGUUUGUCUCCCCUUAUCCCCAAUCCAAAGUACUUCCUAAAUGUUUGUUUUUAUGUGUUGUUUUUUAUUAUUAUUGCUUUUUAUGUGUGAUGAAUGUGUUACUUAAGGGGUUGUAAAGGCAACACAGAUACAUUGCAUUUUCUAGGGCUCUUUUUACAUGAUAAAAAUGUAUAAGGCUAUGAAUUCUCUCUACCUAAUGAAAUGAACGACUACCUCUUAAUAUGUCUUAAGCAUUUGAACAACCAGUUCUCCCGUAGUAACAGUCACUACCUUGUGCCUUCAAGAACCUCAGUUACUCAGACUGCCUUAUUGCAAGGAAUUCAGGACAUCACUCAGGACAAUGACAAGAUGCCUUAAAUCCUAGAAAUGUAUUCGAGAAUAAUAAAUCCCAACAUAUCUUUCUGUUUACAGAUGCUAUGUUUAUGGAGGCAGUGGUGUACCUAUGCUCUUCUGUACAGAGCAUACAUUAUCCAUAUUACUGAGCAGUCCAUUAUUCAGAUCUACUACAAUGACAUAUUGCAGCCUGUGUAACAUAUCUAUAACAGUGCUGACAAUAUCACCAUGGCACUGGCCAAGCUUGCUGCUGGGAUCGGUAUACUGGACAUUUACCAGUGAUCCCCUCAAUAACAGUAUAAAUUACAUGUAUGUACAAGUCAUUGUAUAUUAUAAUUUUACAUAAAAGCUGUUAAGAGCAUGUUUCUAUUAAAUCUCGGGGUGACCAUGGGUGGUCACUGGUCAGUUUCACAGUAACCCUUUCACUUUUGUUCAGUGGAUGGUGUAAAAACCAGCAAUUAGACUGUUCAUUGCUGAUUCAAUGCUAAAGAGAGCAUUUGGAAAAUGGCAUUAUAUGGCUAUUAAUGACUGUUGCCUUUACAAUUCCUGUUUUAUACUACCUCUUUUUUACAUUGAUGUACAUGUUCAUUUCCUGGUCUCAGGGAAUAGUGUUUGUGUUUUUUUAUCCCAUGAAUAUAUGGGGCAAAUGUGACAGGGUAUCAUGCUCAUAUUUGAUUUUGAAAGGAAAUGAAGUAAAUCAGUAAAUUAGCUACAUUAUUAAUGGAUACCAAUCGCCUAUGACCAGGGGUCAAGUCCUGGGAAAAAAGUGUGGGAACUCAAGAGCUUUUCCUGCAGGACUCCUACUAAUGGGAACAGUGUUCCUGCUGUGGGAAAAGUGCAGGAACCCAGUUACCAUGCAUUCCUGCAGGACAUUAGCUGUGCCUAUGACACAUUUGAAGCAAGAAUUGUAUAGAUAGAAGCUAAACCAAAUGCUUGCAUAGACAUUUAAGAACUGAAGGCCAAUUUCUUUGUUAAAGGGAAUCUGUCAUCACUUUCAUGCUGCCUGAACCACAAGUCCCAGGGCAGUUCCUGGUGGCUUCUCAUCACCUUACUGGCUUUGUUUGAUAAAUCUGUGGGUAUAGGCAGAGAUCUAUCAGUCAAGGCUGGUGGGGUGGAAAGAAACCAAUGAGGACAGUCCUGAUGACUUGCCGUUUCGGCAACAUGAAAGUGAUGACAGGUUUGUGCUUUUUUCAGGCCAGAUGUGCAUUUCAUUUCCAUGGGGGAGAAUGGAAGCAGAUGCAGGACACUUUGGCUAUGACUUACGAGUGAUAUUGUUUAUCCUGCAUAAAUAGCUAGAGCUGAAAACAAAUAUGUAACGUCUAUGGGCAACUUGAUAACUUAUUAUUCAGAUGUGGGUGCAAAUAAUGAAUCUGAACGCCAUCCAAAACUCAUACAUACAGGUGUUUAGGGACAUGCUAUAGUUGUCAUUGUGCCUGUAGGCCAUAGAGGGAACCAGAUGAUCAGAUACAUUUUUUUGUCUGCUAUGUUAUGGUUUUACAUUCUGUUGACCAUCUUAUUCCCUUAGGCUUUGUUUUGUUUUUUUUCCGUUUCAAACCCCAUGUUUUAUGGAGUCCUUCAGGUUUCUUUCAUGAUGUCUGGCAUUUUACUCGACAAAGUAGUGCAAACACAGAUGUGAGCCUUGCUUUAGUGUCAGUUUAAAGGAAAUCGGUCACCCGUUCACCAGCACUAUAACCCAUUACACAGGGUUAUAGUGCGGGUGAACACGAGACCGAUGCGGUGUCUCGCACUGCUAUACCGAUCUGCAGUCCGGAACCCCGAUCCUCUGGAUUUAAAUCUCGUGCCUACUGAGCGCUCACGUGAACAACGCUUAGGAAUAUUUAAAUCCAGACGGCGGGUCCACCUCCAGAGUGCAAGUCAGCACUGAAAAAGACGGACCUUCAAAGGAUUGGGGUUCCGGACUGCAGGUAGGUAUAGCAGUCUGAGACAGCGCAUCGGUCUCCUGUUCACCCGCACUAUUACCCGGUGUAUCAGGUUAUAGUGCGGGUGAACGGGUGACCAUUUUCCUUUAAGACACAGGCAAACCAGCUCUCCAAGGUAAAUCCUCUGUAAAAUAGCACCCAAAUGCUAGGCUUCCUGGACUCCUCUAGGUAUGAAUUGUUUGGUUGGUUGUCCCAGUCUUCUGAGUUUUCAGAUUGUUUGGAGUAAGAUUUUUCAGUUCAUCGGGAAUGUCAUUUAUCAGUUACGUUUUUCAUUCCCAGUGAACAGAAGGCACAAAUAGUUUCCUAUAUUAUGGCUUGUCUCUAUUCGGCAUAUGUGACUGGUAAACUUUAAUACAGUCCUCAAAAAACUGUUCUUUCAUACCAAAGACUAUUGUUUAUAUUUAAAGUGAUAAAAUGUUUUUUCAAAAAAAAAAAAAAGAAGUAAAUCUACUAUUUUGUUGUUGGCAUAGCUGCCAAGUAGUAGUAGUGAUUGUCUUAGUGCAGGAAUGAUAAAUAUGUUCUGCAUUUUUAAACUACCUUAGACUUUAAAUAGUCAUGUCAAAAAACUUCCAAGUUACAAGUUAAGUAUUUAGCUUUUAGCUCUUUAUUAUAACAGUAUUAGAUGACCUAUUUUUGAACAAUUUGCUUUAUAUAUUGAGGGAAAAAAUGUAACCAAAGAUUUAUUUUUGGGUCUUGUCUUGCUAUUUGUUUAGUGUACAGAAAGCAGCUGUUACUAUAAAGACUUACUGUGGUGGUAGAUGCUUUGUGUAUACCGGAUUUUUCGCCCUAUAGGACGCACCGGCAUAUAAGACGCACCCAAUUUUAAAGGUGCAAAAUCUAGAAAAAAAAGAUUCUGAA